UCAAAUGGGCCUAUGACCGGAGCCGCUGUAUAAAUAUCACUGCUGCGUCAUGUUGAAAGCGAUUCAGUCGAACAGAAUUUUUGGAAGGUAAAAGGGAAGCCCUACGUUUACAUAUACGAUUUCAGGAUCUAUUUUCCAAAUUCAGGGAACACUUUGAUCAUUCCAACCUCUAAGAACCAUGGCUCUGCCUGCCACCGCUAAGCAAGUCACCGCCAUCAAACUUGGCACCAACUUCCGUGAAAUCACAGAAAUCAGGAAGGUCCCCGUUCCCAAACCGCAAGCUGGCCAGGUGUUGGUGAAGACCAAAUUCGUGGGCAUCAACGCCUCUGACAUCAAUUUGACCUCCGGUCGCUACAACCUUGCCAUUAAACCGCCUUUUCCUGCUGGCCUGGAGGGGAUUGGACCAAUCGUCGCCGUCGGUGAGGGAGUGACCAAUCUAAAAAUAGGUCAAGCCGUCGCCUUCCUCCAGAACGGCAGCUUCGCUGAGUACGUGAUAGUUCCAGCUGACAAGGCCGUCCCAGUCCCAUCUUCCGACCCCGGCCUGCUGUCUAUCGUGCUCAGUGGAUUGACGGCGUCGAUCUCGCUGGAACAAGAUGGGAAUCUGAAAGCUGGAGAAACCGUCCUGGUGACCGCUGCCGCCGGGGGGACUGGUCAGUUUGCCGUGCAGAUCGCCAAACUGGCCGGGUGUCACGUGAUUGGGACAUGUUCUAGUCCUGAAAAGGCGGACUUCCUGAAGAGCAUCGGCUGUGAUCGCGUCAUCAACUACAAAAAAGAAAGCUUUGAGGAAGUUAUAACCAAAGAAUACUCCAACAAAUUAGACGUUGUCUACGAGUGUGUCGGUAAAGAAAUGUUUGACAUCUCUGUGAAGAAUUUGGCAGUCAAAGGAAGGCUGAUUGUCAUAGGGGCCAUUUCUGGGUACGAAAAUGCCGACGGUCUCGACUCGACUGAAAUGAUAUCAAAGCAACCGAUAGCUGCGCUCUGUCUCCGCAAAUCAGCAAGUAUCCGCGGGUUUUUUCUACUUCACUAUGUUAAAGAGUUCCCUCGCCACAUUGCCACUUUGGCCAAACAAUACGCAGAGGGCAAGAUCAAAGUGAAUCUAGAUAAGGGCGAAAACGUGGCAAACGGGCCCUUUAAAGGGCUAGAAAAAACAGUUGACGCUGUCGAGUAUAUGUUCUCAAGGAAGAACAUUGGUAAGGUUAUCGUGGAAGUUUGAGGCGUCAGUUAGUUGACAGGAACGUGACCAUCCAUGUAAGUGAAGAGGCAUUGCUAUAAAAAAAAAAACCAACAUGAAACUGGGAAAAAACCAUGAAUAUACUUAGGCCUUUCUUUUCUCGUCUGAGAUCGUGAAUCUGACAAAAGAUAUUGUUCACUCUCAUUGGUCGUUGUUUUUCACUUUCCUUGCAUCAGUGUAAAAAUUCUAAGUUAUAUUUAGAAGAUCUAUUGCUUUAUAGUUUUUGCUAUUCAGUAAAACAUGUACCGAAACUACGCGGAAAAAAGCAAUUAAUUCCAUGCUGCCUCAUUUCAUGCUCGCUCAUUUACUGAAAUGGUGGCUCUGUGAACAAGUUGUUCUUUUUUUCUGGCGCUGUGCUGAUUCGAAACCGUAUACCCCCACUCAAAAGAUAUUGUUACCAUACAUUGGUUGUUGGCUAUCUCUUUCCUUGUGUCAGUUUACAAAUUCUAAUUCCUACAUCAUAUUCAAAAGACCGUUUUAUAGUUUUGACUAUUCAAGAACACAUAUACCGACACUAUACGAAAACUGUAAUUCCAUACUGACAUUUGCAUACCCCCCUCCUACCCCAUUACUUUCAUUUUCAUUUUUUGUUGAGAAAAUCCAGUGGUUGGUAUGAAUGCAUCAUCUUGUACUGUCAUGUCAUAUCCCCACCCCCUCAGAAAUUCUGUCUUUAUUACUAUCUCGUAUCCUUGUUGUUCCAGAAAUGUUUUACCUGAACUCACUUCUUGAACUCAGGAAAUGAUUAUUUUUUAAUGCCCAUAUGCUGUUUUCCUUUAGAAUAAAAACUUAAGUUUCUACUUUGUAAAUUUUACAUACGUUUUAGAGAUAUGAGACCAGCUCUGGUGUCUUGAUACGUCAUUCUGGAUCACUAACCUUGCAUUGUUUUGUAUACUUUUACUUUCUAAAUUAAACUUAUACUUUUACAAA
Messenger RNA from Aplysia californica (California sea hare), 2158 nucleotides. Its product is annotated as prostaglandin reductase-3-like. The coding region runs from base 179 to 1213 and encodes 344 amino acids. Gene Ontology annotation, molecular function: oxidoreductase activity; zinc ion binding. The transcript is spliced from 2 exons. Gene Ontology annotation, cellular component: mitochondrion. NCBI's taxonomy places the organism in Eukaryota, Metazoa, Mollusca, Gastropoda, Aplysiida, Aplysiidae. The record is from RefSeq and is a predicted model, not a curated record.